Molecule: messenger RNA, 1769 nt
Organism: Cebus imitator (Panamanian white-faced capuchin)
Lineage: Eukaryota; Metazoa; Chordata; Mammalia; Primates; Cebidae
Gene: PPOX
Product: protoporphyrinogen oxidase
Exons: 13
Coding region: 293-1726 (477 amino acids)
Biological process (GO): heme biosynthetic process
Cellular component (GO): mitochondrial inner membrane
Molecular function (GO): protoporphyrinogen oxidase activity, oxygen as acceptor
Source: RefSeq, a predicted model, not a curated record
UAGGAGUGAUAGGGUCAGGCGCGUGCCGCGAGAAUAGAGUGGACGGAAAGUCGGAGAGACCGAAAGGGUUGGGGGUGGGAGUAGCGGAUUAGGAGCACUUGUUGGCCUACCUAGGCGUGGGAAGCAGAGCGCAUCAGAACUCAGGCUUGCUGCCCGCCGCCGGAGUCCUGCGAGGGCAGAUAGCUAGGGUGUGGCCCUUAUCUGCACCCAGCGGAGCGCCGGCGGGGUACGGUCUUAGGACCUCGACCUCCUCCCUCAUUUUCUCUCAUCCCUACCUCUUGUGGGUUUCCCCAUGGGCCGGACCGUGGUCGUGCUGGGCGGAGGCAUCAGCGGCUUGGCCGCCAGUUACCACCUGAGCCGGGCCCCCUGUCCCCCUAAGGUGGUCCUGGUGGAGGGUAGUGAGCGUCUGGGAGGCUGGAUUCGCUCCGUUCGAGGGCCGAAUGGCGCUAUUUUUGAGCUUGGACCUCGGGGAAUUAGGCCAGCGGGAGCCCUAGGGGCUCGGACCUUGCUCCUGGUUUCUGAGCUUGGCUUGGAUUCAGAAGUGCUGCCUGUCCGGGGAGAUCACCCAGCUGCCCAGAACAGGUUCCUCUACGUGGGCGGUGCCCUACAUGCCCUACCCACUGGCCUCAGGGGACUACUCCGCCCUUCACCCCCGUUUACCAAACCUCUGUUUUGGGCUGGACUGAGGGAGCUGACCAAGCCCCGGGGCAAAGAGCCUGAUGAGACUGUGCACAGUUUUGCCCAGCGCCGCCUUGGACCUGAGGUGGCGUCUCUAGCCAUGGACAGCCUCUGCCGUGGAGUGUUUGCAGGCAAUAGCCGUGAGCUCAGCAUCAGGUCCUGCUUUCCCAGUCUCUUCCAAGCUGAGCAAACCCAUCGUUCCGUAUUACUGGGCCUACUGCUGGGGCCAGGGCGGACCCCACAGCCAGACUCAGCACUUAUUCGCCAGGCCUCGGCUGAGCACUGGAGCCAGUGGUCACUUCGUGGAGGCCUAGAGAUGUUGCCUCAGGCCCUUGAAACCCACCUGACUAGUAGGGGGGUCACUGUUCUCAGAGGCCAACCAGUCUGUGGGCUCAGCAUCCAGGCAGAAGGGCACUGGAAGGUAUCUCUAGGGGACAGCAGUCUGGAGGCUGACCAUGUUAUUAGUGCCAUUCCGGCUUCAGUGCUCAGCAAGCUGCUGCCUGCUGAGGCUGCACCUCUGGCUCGUGCCCUGAGUGCCAUCACUGCUGUGUCUGUAGCUGUAGUAAAUCUGCAGUACCAAGGAGCUCAUCUGCCUGUCCAGGGAUUUGGACACUUGGUGCCAUCUUCAGAAGAUCCAGGUGUCCUGGGAAUUGUGUAUGACUCAGUUGCUUUCCCUGAGCAGGAUGGGAGCCCCCCUGGCCUCAGAGUGACUGUGAUGCUGGGAGGUUCAUGGUUACAGACGCUGGAGGCGAGUGGCUGUGUCUUAUCUCAGGAGCUGUUUCAACAGCGGGCACAGGAAGCAGCUGCCACACAAUUAGGACUGAAGGAGCUGCCGAGUCACUGCUUGGUCCAUCUACACAAGAACUGCAUCCCCCAGUAUACACUAGGUCACUGGCAAAAACUAGAGUCAGCUAGGCAAUUCUUGGCCGCUCACAGGUUGCCCCUGACUCUGGCUGGAGCCUCCUAUGAGGGGGUUGCUGUUAAUGACUGUAUAGAGAGUGGGCGCCAGGCAGCAGUCAGUGUCAUGGGCACAGAACCUAACAGCUGAUCUCCAACUCUCACUCAUGAAAAUAAAAGUUGCUGGAGCUUGA